Messenger RNA from Gossypium raimondii (Peruvian cotton), 894 nucleotides. RefSeq lists its product as uncharacterized. The transcript has a single exon. The coding region runs from base 37 to 759 and encodes 240 amino acids. NCBI's taxonomy places the organism in Eukaryota, Viridiplantae, Streptophyta, Magnoliopsida, Malvales, Malvaceae. The record is from RefSeq and is a predicted model, not a curated record.
UUAAACGUAAGUGUUCAAUUCUCCUAAAGUAUCAUUAUGGAUGAAAGGGAGGAGCAUGCGGAAAAGAAGGUUGAAGCUGUAGGCAAAUACCACUUCCUUAGAAACACAUUGCAGAUUGUUGUAUGGGUUUCUUUUUUAUCGAUUUUCCUUUGCCAUUCUUCAGGCAUGGCCUACUCUUUGUUUCCUCAUUCCUUCAAUGUUUAUUUCUCCACUUUCCUUUUCUCCUUCUUCACCCACACAGUUGAGAGAAAGUACAUGUUCAUCAUUUGCAACGGAAUACUAGCAUUCGUCGCCAAAAGCUCCGUGUGUAGCCGCUCAGAGUCUGAUAAUAAUGGCUCCCUGGCCUUGCAGAUAUCCACCCCACCAACCCAAACGAAACCUUCAGUCACCGAUGAUGUGGGUGCUGCUGAAUAUGACCAACAUGUACCUCUGGACGUAGCUGAAGCAGAAGAAACAGAAGAUGCUUAUGAAAAUGAAGCUGAAGAGCAAGCAGAACAUGAAACCGAGUCUUUGGUUAAAGAAGAAGAAGAAAGUGAAGGUUCAGUGAUAGUGGAAGAUGCGGAUGGUGAGGGAUACAAAGAAAGAGAAAAAGGGUGGUGGGGGAAACAAGAAGAGCGAGUAGGAGGUGUAGGAGCAAAGGAAGAGUUGCCAAUAAGCAUGAGCACGGAGGAGUUGAACAGAAAAAUUGAAGAGUUCAUAAGGAAAAUGAAAGAAGAAAUCAGGAUUGAAGCCCAACAACAAAUGGUUGCAUCUAAUUAAAUAUUUAUAAAGCAAGUCAUAUAAUAAAAAUAUAUAUUGUAAAUCCUCUUAUUACGUUGCAUAUGUAGUUUCCCAGACUUUAUGGUGUCCUUCUCCAUGCAAAUUGAUGUUCUAUUUAGAGCUUGUUUCCAUUUC